Molecule: messenger RNA, 2282 nt
Organism: Camellia sinensis
Lineage: Eukaryota; Viridiplantae; Streptophyta; Magnoliopsida; Ericales; Theaceae
Source: RefSeq, a predicted model, not a curated record
GUGGCAUUUGUCUCCAUGGACUCUGAGUUGGAAGUACCCUCAACAACACCACACCACACCACACCACACCACGAUGACAAUGCCGCUUCUCCUCCUUGUUGCUUAGCCGGCGAACUAGACGGUUCUACUCUUUUCAUCGCCUUCUAAUCUAAUAAAAUCUCUCUCAGUGCUAGUUCUGAUGGUUGUUAUUCAAGCUACCAAACUCACUCUCCCCCAAUCUUCCUCUUCUCUCUCCUCCCCACAAAUCUCCUCUCUCCUCUUCGAUCCCCACUCUCUCUCCCUCGCUCUCAUGCACUCCGACUCCUCUUUCUCUCUCUUCCCCUCCCUCUCUCUCCCCCCUCUUUCUCUCUCCUCUCUCCCUCCUCCCCAAACCCUCAUCCCCCCUCCCUCCUCCUCCGCCACCUUCCUCCGCCUCCUCAACCCUAACCCUAAUUCCCCCCCUCGCCUCCUCUUCAUCUCCUCCUCCCCUCUCCGCGGCGGCUCCUCCCUCCUCCUCCGCUUCUGGAUCCUCCUCCCCAACUCCCACUCCUUCUCCAAGGCCCGAGUCAUUUGCAAUCAGACCGGCCUCAAAUUCGACGAUCAUAAGUCGGGGGUCGUUUUCAGCGUCAAUCACGGUAUUUCGAUCAAGCUCGUUGGUUCGAUUAAUGUUUUCGCCAUGUACUCCGUCUCGAAUUGUAAGAUUUGGGUGUUUGCUGCGAAAAUGGUGGAUGAGGACGACAAUGGGGUGGUUGUGAAGUUGAUCAAGUGUGCUGUGAUUGAUUGCUCUGUGCCGGUGUUUGCGAUUAGUGUUUCGUUUGGGUUUUUGAUAUUGGGGGAAGAGAAUGGGGUUAGGGUUUUUCCUUUGAGGCCGCUUGUGAAAGGGCGAGUCAAGGAACAUCGGCGAGAGAGUAAGAACUUGAAUGAUGGAUUGACCAAAGAUAAAUUGGAAGCUCAAAGGUUGAAUUUGCCGAAUGGAGUGAUUCAGAGAGUCAAUGGAACCGAUGUUUCCAAUAGCGAUUCGGUACUGCGCGUGAACUAUGGAGCUAGUGGUCGUGGAAGCAAACGAUCUGGUGAUGAAGACACUCUGGAGAUUUCUUCUUUGAAGUUGAAAUCUGUUAAACUGAGACGAGACUCUAAAGAAGGGGGCUCUUUUUUUGUGGCAUUUAAGAGCGAGGUUGAGGGCUACAAAUCUACUAAGGUACCAUUGCAGUCAGCAAAGGCAAUUUCUAUCCAGGCUUUAUCGCCAAAUAAGUUUGUGAUAUUAGACUCAACUGGAGAGUUACAACUCUUGUGCCUGUCCAAUCCUGUCCUUGUGUCAGAAAUCCGUUGCCAUGUGAAGCAGUUAACCACCAGCAUGAAAGUUGAAAAGCUGGCUAUUCUUCCUGAUAUUUCAACAAGAACACAAACUGUUUGGAUAUCAGAUGGUCGCCAUACAGUGCACAUGCUGGCAGUACCUGACAUAGAUGCUUCUUUUUGUGAAAGCGAUGGAAAAGACAUCGAGGAAAAGCUUAUACAAAUUUCAGUUCUUCAAGCAAUAUUUGCCAGUGAAACAAUCCAAGAUAUUAUUCCUUUGGCUUCAAAUGCAAUUUUGAUUCUUGGACAAGGAAGCUUAUUUGCAUAUACAAUUUCCUGAAGGUGCUUGGUGGUUGCCUCUCUAUUGCAUUUUACAAACUUAGCAGUUUAUUUUGAAGGGCAUAUCCAGGACAAUUUAGUUUGAUUUGUGCCAGUUGAGGGGAUUCGGGGAUCUGAAGUGUAUGUUACGGAAUUGGUUGCGUUUGAUUUUCUGAUUCCCAUGGUUCUGUUUGUCAUCAUUUCACAUGUCAUGAGCUGCGGUUGCCUCCGAGGACACCGAGCUCUUGCAGAGAAAUAAUAUAAGGGACCAGUUGGGUGCCUGUUGGUGGAGUUCUGAAUCAGGGGCAAGAUUGGAUUUUUCAACAAUUCAUGCCAGUCCCAGGGCCUGCUUCCAUAAAGUAACAAGAAACUCAUGGUGGAUGGUAAACAGGUAAAACUUUUGGCUGUUGUUUAGUGGUUUAUCUGUUAUCUGCUCUCCUCCCAUUUGCGGUGCUAGCAAAAAAUUUCAGAUUGUCAGGGGGAGUAUUAAACCAGCGUGCACCCAAAGGAUCACAAAGGUAUGGGGCAGCUUUGGUCAGUGUGUUGUAAAAUAUUUUUUUGAUUUGGAUUACUCCGUGUAAUAUCUCUUGCUAUCCAUAUGCCUGUAAGGAGUUAAAUCUAAUUCAACUGUGACCCAUACAAUUAAAACUGAAUUUACAUUGAAGCAUUUAACUCAAACUGUUUUUAUGACA